This is a messenger RNA of Papaver somniferum (opium poppy), 657 nucleotides long. RefSeq lists its product as uncharacterized. The record is from RefSeq and is a predicted model, not a curated record. NCBI's taxonomy places the organism in Eukaryota, Viridiplantae, Streptophyta, Magnoliopsida, Ranunculales, Papaveraceae. Bases 1 to 657 code for a protein of 218 amino acids. The transcript is spliced from 2 exons.
AUGGCAGACAAUAUUGAAAAUAAGAGUUUAGAGGGUGGAUCUGGUCAGCAAAUUGAGAGUAGUAAUCUGGAGAUAUUAAUGAAGUCUAUGGAAAAGAUGAGCCCACCAAAUCUCGAGAAGGCGGAAGAAUGGUUGCAACAUGCAGAAUAUGUUUUAGAACAUGUAACCGAUGAUAGAGAUAUGUGGAUCAAGUUGGCUACCUACAGAUUUCGAGGACCGACACGAUAUUGGUGGAAGGCAGUAAUGAAAGCGAAUGGUGAAGUAAUGACCUGGAAAAGGUUUAAAGAUUUGUUUAUGGACAAGUAUCUACCUGAUGCGGCAAGAGAUAGGAAAUUUUAUGAGUUCAUGUUUUUGACGAAGGGUGGUAUGUCUGUUAGCUCUUAUAAUGAUAAAUUUAUAAGGUUGUCGCAUAACGGAGCGGAGUUGGUAGCCACGGAUGAGGCUAAUGCGAAGAAGUUUAUCAGGGGAUUGGAUCCCGAGAUGCGGAAGCAACUCUCAUGUUUACGAAUCAUGACUUAUGAGGAUGCUUUGAAUCGGUCCCUUGAUUAUGAGAAGGAGAUGGAGGAUCAACUUGCAGCACGAAUUAGAGAAAGACCACAACAUUUUUCAGCAAGACAAGAUCCAGGGAAGCAGCCAAUGUUCUCAGCUCCUAAUUAG